This is a messenger RNA of Aureobasidium subglaciale EXF-2481, 3125 nucleotides long. RefSeq lists its product as uncharacterized. The transcript has a single exon. Lineage: Eukaryota; Fungi; Ascomycota; Dothideomycetes; Dothideales; Saccotheciaceae. The record is from RefSeq and is a predicted model, not a curated record. The coding region runs from base 367 to 2901 and encodes 844 amino acids.
AAUCUCACUUUCAUAAAAUUGGCAAAACAACCGCGUCAUUGCUAACCUUUUGCUUGAUUUGUUCUGUUUCCAUCGCAUCAAGGUCCAUAAUUUGUGGAUUUUCGCAUACUACCACGCGCACUCAAUGAUCUUUUGCAGAAAGACCGAGACCUAUCAUAUCUCUGUUUGACCACGACAAACACCUUCAAGCGUCAAUCUCUUCUUUGUCGUGUUGACAUCCAGCUCAAAGCGAACACUUUGCAACACACCUGCGCAGGUCUGCUCUGCCAGUGUCACCCAGCAGCACACUUAGACGUGUUUACUCUCUCAAUAUCGCCUUGCAACACGAUUGGACGAACUGACUCUAUCGCUCUCGCUCACUGUCAAAUGUUGCCCGACUUUCUUCAGGAUUCCUACUCGACAUACAAACGAGACACAGACCUGAUUGCCAACUGGCUGGCGACCACUGCUCAACGGUGUGGCUAUAACCCGGAGACAUUGGGCGGGAGUCCGCACGAGAUCUCGCUGUCCCAACUUAAAGGCCGGGCUCGCAAGCUUGCCAGAGAUGUCCACAAACCAGAAAAUAAGGUCCAGAGGGAUGAAGAUGUUCCCGUAUACAUCAUCUCCAUCAAGUCUUUCAUCACCCUAGCAUCACAGAUUGUGGGCUGUACGAAACCAUUCAUCAGAGUUCCCAAGAUCUUAUCGCGCGUUCUGGACAGAGCAAUUGACUUUCGCAAGAAGCACAACAAGUGGUUCCGCCACAUAGGAGUUGAUGACGACUCAACCGAGAACGACACGCAUGCGCAUUUCAUCUCUGUGCUCGAGCGUGUGCGCAGCAUACUAGAACCAAACACGACAAGAGAAAGCGACCAGCUGCAGCCGAAGAGGCAGAACCACGGGGGCGAACCUCAAAAGAUGAACAAAGUGCAUACCACAAAUUCGUAUGAAGGACUCAGUGUUGAGGUAUUGUCCGAGGAGUUCCUAAACGCGCCACUUUUGAAUUUGCUCGAGGAGAAUGCCGUUGAAAUCGACGCGGUAGCUCAAUAUAGAGCCGAACGGAUGUCAAAGGGGAAAGAUAAAGUCAUGGCAACUUGUGUCCUCAUAUACACGACCAACACUGUUCGGCGCCAUGUCCAGUCGCUAUGGCUUCUAUACCGUGACAAGCGAAUCGUCGACCUACAAGCCGCUGCCAUCGUCACGGACACUGCAGUCGAGAUGGUUAGACGACUUCAGGAAGACCAUGAAAGAAACUUCCCGGAUGCUACCGGGGAUACUGGCCAUCUCGAGUGUGUUCUUAGUUACUACCAUCUACGUUGCAAGGACAUAGGCGAGGACAUUCUCAAAAGGGAACGGCCUGGUGAUACCAUCAACUUCGCUGUUUAUGAUAUCGCUCACGACUGCUUCAUUGACACUUUCAUGAUGUUACGCGAGCUGAGCGACUUCAGAACUGUGGGAGUGACCUCGCACUUUACUCACACCACAGUCGAGGAUCGUGACACUUCAACACAAUGGCACGAAAAGUCUCCUAGGGAAAAGUUUCUCGAUAAUACGAUAUUGUUGACAAGAGCAAUCACUGGGUUAACAGGUCUUGUCUUACUCGACGGUCUUUCAGACGAUGAGUUGGUUCGAGGUAUUCGAGAGAUGGGACCUGGCAAGCCGAUCCAUCUUUGGCUCGUAUUUGCAGCACCCAUCUUCCUCGACGUGCAGCACUGGCUUGGCCCUGAUGUUGAGCGACCAUUUCAAGAGAUGCAAAAGGGUGGCAGAUAUAUCAAAGCUUCCCUCGACCAGACCGUUACGUUUCACACGAAGCUUCCUCUAGAUGCUCAAGUCAAGAACCAAAAUAUCGAUAAAUUACAACGGUUGAGCAAAGCCGUGGAUGUAUGGCUUCUUCAAGAUACGAUCGAUAUUCUGGUGAACGGACACCUCGAUCCCGAAAAGAGGCAUGAUGCGUAUGACUUUCUAAAGCAAAACCCUGUCCUUUGUGGUAUCUGGCUAUUCAGCGCGAGAUAUGCAAUGCAGGAUACUAGCCUUCAUUUUGUCAGACACUGGGGAACCAUUAUAUUCGGCGCCCACUUGCAUAUGGCUCUGAGAGUACAAGGCAUUGCGUUACCUUGGGAAGACAUGGACGUGUUCAUGAAACUUCAAGAUGGCGCUAGGUUCUUCACGGGUGUGUACCCAAAGACUCUUGAGGAUUGCUCCAAACGCUUUGAUGUCUGUCAUGGCCAGUCAAUAACCACAAGCGCAAAGAACAGAAGAAGAGCAGUAAACUCAAUCAACAAAGGCAACGUACGAACUGUGCAGCUAGAGAUACCAAUGGCAAGUCUGCUUGCUGGACGUUAUAUGCACCAUCACAACUCAUCGUUAUCCACCGAUUUCGCCGCGGUUGAGAACAGAAUCAGAGAAAUACACAUCAAAGACGUCGUCAGCGGUCAGUUCUCGCUCCUGUGCGAUUCUGAGACAAGCAAACUGGCACGCAUACAGUUCUCCCGAGCACAAAAGAAUAGUACGGAGAAACUCGAUACUACUGAUCUUCUUAACGGUCUUGCCAAUUCACUCCGGAACGAAGUAGUACAUUUGUCCUUCGACUAUCUUCGUCUUCAUCGCAUCUGUUGUAACAUGAUUUCCUCGGUCAAGGAGGAAGUCGGACCAGAUCUUCGCAAUAUGCUUUUCUACGGUGAGGAGUUGAUCGGCCGUGGUGACCAUCUGCACAUACCCAGCUUUGUCGGUUGUAUUUUGAUGCACUCGAUGCAUGCAGAACAGUACCGACAAAAGAAGGACCGUAACACGAACAAGUACAGUUGUGGCAUUCUCAUCAGGACUGCACAGUGUGUCAAAGAGGCCAUCAAGGGUAAAUCAGGCAGUAUCGUCAUAGAUAUCAUAAAAGGAUACUUCGGCUACCAGUGGGAGCUGGCUGGUGAGUAAGGAAUGAGAUGCAAUCGAGAACAUUGUUGGAGGGUGCAAGCACGCAAAUUUUAGUCAAGACAAGGAAGACAGAUGCUCAAGACAAGCAGUGACGACCCAUUAGUGGUUGUGAUGCACAAAUUUGUGCAUCUAUAUUCAUGGGGUUGGUUAGCUACCCAAGAGCAAGAUCCUCUUUACAGAAACUACGAGAUCAAGGUUGUGAUUAUGAAUACUACUCUUCGAUU